This is a messenger RNA of Mytilinidion resinicola, 1048 nucleotides long. RefSeq lists its product as uncharacterized. The record is from RefSeq and is a predicted model, not a curated record. NCBI's taxonomy places the organism in Eukaryota, Fungi, Ascomycota, Dothideomycetes, Mytilinidiales, Mytilinidiaceae. The coding region runs from base 33 to 896 and encodes 287 amino acids. The transcript is spliced from 2 exons.
GUCUACACUCCACCACAAUUCCCUCACUAACAAUGGCCGAGCCCAAUCUCGCUACCCUCCCAAUUGAGCUCCUGCACCAUAUCCUCUCCUACUCAAUAGGAUGCCGCGAAACCGAAGAACGGGCAACCAUAGGCACUGUCUCCAAACCCCACAUCUCCUGCCCCCUCUACAACAUCGCCGCCACCUGCCGCCACCUCCGCGAUGUCGUGGAGUCCUUCACCAAGCACCUCCUCCUCUCCCACCGGAGCGUCACCAAAUUCAAGGCCCUAGCGAACUACAGCAGAAAAUACAUCCCCGUGAGCACCGACGCGGCUAUAAAGUCCAAGACCCUCCGCACCUACCGUUGCGCGUGGGUAAAAUGGGUGAUGCGGAACUGCGCGUUCUGCGGGAAGGCGUCGACCAGGCGGGCGCUGAUGGAUGAUACGUUUCAUUGUUGUCAGAGCUGUGAUCGGAAGGAGUGGCCGGAUAAGAUUACCAUGACGGUCGCCCUCCAAACCUUCAAUCUCACCAAGCUCGACCUGUUCACGCCAAACCCCCUCUUCCCAACGACCUGGAUUCCGCCGAUACGCUAUGCGGUCUAUGACUGUGUAGGUGUCGAGACGACUGUGUUCAUGAAGGAAGACGUUGAAGUUCGGGCGAAGCUGAUACAUGGGGAGGAUGGGCUGGAGGACCAAAAGAAGAGGAAGAAGCGGAGGAUGAAGAUCGAGAGGGCGACGAAGAUGAGGAUCUUGCGGGGCAGGUGGGUGUUUUUGGCGUGCAACAAGGAUGUGGAACGUGGGUGGUGGCGAAAUUACACGACUGAAGAAGAGUGGGAGGAGCGGUGCCACGCAGAGUUUCGCAAUAGUCAGGUGAGUAAGCUCAUCACGGCGGAGCGCGAGAGGGAUGGGUUGAGAUGAGCGGUGUGGGUGGGCAUGGAGUUCACGGUUUGGCAGGCGCUCUUACAUUCGGUAUCUAUCUUCAUAGUACCUUUCGGCGACAGAGAUCUGGACAUUAUUAUACCCCUUUUUAGCAGCCCAGCGGCGAGGCCCCUUUCUAUACCUUCCGGCUU